UAUCAGAUAAUAUUUAAACGUCAAUCAAAUCAAGCGAACAUAUCAGGGGAGCAAUAAAUAUUCCUUAAAUUCAAAGCAUUAACCAAGCAUCUAAUUUGUUGUGUUCCAUUUAUUCAAUUAAUUAACUUCUUUCCACUUUAUGGAAAAACAACCCAAAAUUAUAACAUACUCAUAAUAAAGUUUAAACGUGAUAAGUGUGGCAAAAUGAAAAGCUUAGAAAAUAUCAAAAAAGAAUAUCCUCUUCAUUGGUUGGUGUGGAAUAAUAAUUCAGAAGAACUUAAUAUUGCCCUCAAAUUUGAUAAAAACGACAAAGAAAAACUCGAUCCUAGAGGUCGAACGCCAUUAAUGUUAGCCGUUAAGUUAUCAUCAUUGUCUUGCGUAAAAUGUCUAUUAUCUGCCAAAUGUAAUGCUAACUUUGAAAGCAAAGGUUGGUCAGUUGUGCAGGAAGCUGUUUGUUGUGGUGACGAGGAAAUUCUUACUGCAAUCCUUGAAGUACGUGAUCUGCAACGACACAUGCAGAGAGUCACACAUGUGCCUAAGCUGUUACAGCAUCUGCUUGAUGCUCCAGAUUUUUAUAUCGAAAUGAAAUGGGAAUUUACGUCAUGGGUUCCUUUAAUGUCAAAGCUCUGUCCAAGUGAUACAUAUAAAGUUUAUAAAAGAGGUGCUAAUGUCCGCAUCGAUACAACACUUUUGGGAUUCGAUAAUUCAACAUGGCAACGAGGGAAUCGUUCAUAUAUUUUCAAAGGCUUAAAAACAGCAACAAUGAUAGAAAUUGACCACGAUACACACGAAGUUCUCGUAGAGCAGUUAAAUAGUGAUGUCGGUGAUAUUGCUGGUAUACCACCACCAAUAGGAGCAGUUCGCGCGCGCCUUAAUGCUCCUGUAAUGACCAAUAACAUUGAUAUGGACAAGAUAAGUUUUGAAAGAAACAAAUCUGGUAUUUGGGGUUGGCGUAGUGAAAAAACAGAAAGUGUUAACGGCUACAACUGCAAAGUUUAUGGAGCAAGUAAUGUAGAAUUUAUUACAAAAACCCGAAUGGACCAUCUUAAUGAAGAACAAAUCAGAAGUAAAACAUCACGAACACCGCUGCAUAGUUUCCUUGGCUUAGCAGAAGAUGAGUAUAUUUCUAGUCAAGAUUUGGUAAGCUGUCGCGAUGGGGUGCCAUCACUUAUAGAAUCUCAUCCAGAAAAUGGCGGAGAGGAGGAGACACCAAGUACAAGUUCAGGUAGCACUACACCAAGACAAAUUAUAACACCUGAAGAGUACUUUUCCGAAAUUGAUUUAAAUGGAAGAGAUAUUGGUAGACCAAAGAAAAUAAGUACCAAAAUUCAAAGAUUUAAGGCAAAUCUCUGGCUCAGUGAAGAAUAUCCGAUUCGGUUGCAAGAACAAGUUUUACCUAUUUUAGAUUUAAUGUCUACAAUGGCUAGUCCACAUGUGUCAAAAUUAAAAGACUUUAUUACUAUGCAACUGCCGUCUGGGUUUCCAGUGAAAAUUGAAAUUCCACUAUUUCACGUACUAAAUGCAUGCAUAACAUUUGGUAAUGUGUUUGCUUUGACAUCUCCAAUCGAGCACGUCCAAACGAUAAAUGAAGAUGAUCGAUUAACGUGUAUUGUCGAUGAUCGAUGCUUUGAUAUACCUGUUCAUUAUACUAAUAGAGAUACAAAUGUUCGACGUCAAAUAACCAUAGAUGAAGACGAUCUCUUACAAUAUGCUAUUGAGCAAAGCUUAGUAGAAAGCACAGAGAAAGAGACUGAUAAAGUGGAUAUAUGGGAAGCACUUCGUGGUCAGAGUGGAUCAUCAAAUUCUUCGCUAAUACAAGAUGAAGAAGCUCAGUUGCAAAGAGUUCUUCAAGAAUCUAUCUGCCAAGGUCGUGGUAUUGGUUCUCCAGCAUUCGAAGAUGACGAUGGUGGAUUCAACUACACGGACUCCGAUUUAGAAAUGGCUCUCCGCCUCAGUCAACAAGAUCAGGAUCGAUAUGAACUUGAAUUACAGAGAGAACAGGAAAUGGUCGAAGAGGCUUUAAAACUGAGCCUUGCAGAGAAAUAGUUACGUUUUCAAUGGAAUAUAAUUUGUGAACAAAAUAUUAAAAAAAAAAAAAAUUACUAGACUUCAACUAGGUUAACAAUAUAUUCUAUAAAAUUAUACCUUUCUUUAAACAAAAAAAUUAAAAAAUCAUAAACACAUUUAUAUGAAUUUGUAUUUAUAUACAAACAUACAUUUUUGUGAUAUUUUCCAACUUUCAGAUAAAAUAAAAAAAUCGUAUUAACCUACAACAAAAAUUAAAUGAUUUCAAAAUGUGUUAAUUCUUAUGUACAUUUUUUUAAGAACAAAUUAUAUAAUCCUUAUUUAAAACUUUAAAAA
This is a messenger RNA of Eupeodes corollae, 2361 nucleotides long. RefSeq names its product ankyrin repeat domain-containing protein 13D. Gene Ontology annotation, molecular function: protein binding. The transcript is spliced from 10 exons. Gene Ontology annotation, cellular component: cytoplasm. The record is from RefSeq and is a predicted model, not a curated record. The coding region runs from base 205 to 2046 and encodes 613 amino acids. NCBI's taxonomy places the organism in Eukaryota, Metazoa, Arthropoda, Insecta, Diptera, Syrphidae.